Molecule: messenger RNA, 537 nt
Organism: Adineta steineri
Lineage: Eukaryota; Metazoa; Rotifera; Eurotatoria; Adinetida; Adinetidae
Source: the annotation of a GenBank genome assembly
AUGUCGUAUAAAUCAUCUUAUUUUCGAUGUCUUGAACAUCGAUUAUCAACCUUACAUGAAGAUAUGGAUGAUCAAGAAGCAUUAACUGUUAUUAAUCAUGAAAUAUCACCAGAAAAAUUACAAUCACUUGUACGACAAGGAAAUACAACAUCAUUUAUAUUUUCAAUUAAAAAUCGUAUUGGAGGUUUAGCAAGAGCUUUAAAAGUUUUUCAAGAAAAUGGCAUCAAUGUCGUACAUAUUGAAUCUCGUCGUUCACGUCGUAAAGAUUCGGAAUAUGAAAUAUAUGUUGAUUUAGAAGCGGAUCGUACUCAUCUUAAUGAAUCUAUGCAACAAUUAAAACGUCAAGUAUCUGUUGUACGAUUUGAUUUAAAUAAUCUUAUUGAUUUAAAUGAAAAUACUGGACAAACAAAUGAUGAUAUUUUCACCGAUACGAAUAGUAUUUCAAAUGGUGAUGGCGAUAUGGAUAUACCACCUCCAUCACCUUUUCUUGAUAAAAAUGGGCAACCAAUAAAACGAAAAAGUAAGUUUCCCAGUUAA